AGCUUAUAGUAAGCAAGAUGGAAGGUUAUGUGCGAGAUGAAAGUGUUUUAACGAAAGAAGUUUGAGCUCGCUUUAGCAAGGUUUCCUCGUUAGCUCGUCCUCUAGGCCUUCAAUCCUAGCUUCAUUUCAAUCUCGAUUAUCAAGGCUUUCAAAUGAGUGAAUCAGGAGUGGAUCUCAGCUUUGAUCUUCUAAGUCCUGACGACUUCGGUUCGCACGAAGAAGAAGUGUUCGAUUUUUACACGAUAAAGUCUAAAAUUCCGGAUCUUCCAAGUGACGUCUCAUCAGCCCUUGGGUUGCUGUUAGAUCGCAAGGAUCCAAUCAAGAACAUGUCAACCCCUAUAACACGGACAAAUUUCAAACAACAGCUGCAGCGUCAGCAGCUGGAGCAACAAGAUCAGCUGUUUCAGAAGCAGGGGCCUCCUGAUUUGAAAGCACACUCACAAAGCAUAGCAGUUCCCAGGACAGCAUCUCCAACAACAUUGCCGCCAGAUGUUCCAACCAGUGUGCUACAGGUCAAAACACAGUUGGAAAAUCCGACUCGCUAUUUCAUUGCACAAAAACAGAAGAGACAAGUGAAAGAAUAUCUUAAGAAUCAGGGAUCACCGUCUUCCACUGGAGAGUUGACGAUUGUUAGCAGUGCAAGCCAGCCCACCCUCAAUGCAAUUAAUCAACAAGCUGUGGCUGCCUUAUCUGCAAGUCGACUCAUGGGACAACCGGAGAGUCCAAUGGCUGUUAUGAGUGGGGAUGGAAACCAUCCUAGCGAAGUUGAUAAUUUGCUGGAAGACAUUAUAAGUCUGGAAUCAAAUCCUGUUGAAGAUGGUCUGCCAUGGGACCCAAGUCUCCAGUUAGGCUCAGUUCCUCAGGUUGCAACAGGCAAUGUGUUUGAUUUGUACAAUGGUCUGACAAUGAACACCAUGAUCCAGGCCCCUGCUGCAUCAUCUUGCCCUGCAAUGAUAAAGCAAGAGCCACAAGAUUCAGUUCUUGACCCAAAUUUUGCUAAAGACAGGCAGAAGAAAGACAACCACAAUAUGAUUGAAAGAAGAAGAAGAUUCAAUAUCAAUGACAGAAUAAAAGAACUGGGAACUCUUCUUCCAAAGCAAGAUUCUAGUGAUGUGAGGCAAAACAAGGGAACCAUUCUCAAGGCUUCUGUGGAUUAUAUAAGGAAGUUAAAGCGAGAGCAAGAUCGCAUGAGGCUGCUUGAGGAAGAAAAGAAGAACACAGAGGAAAUCAACAGAAGACUUUUGCUCCGAGUUCAGGAGUUGGAGAUGCAUGCUCGGGCACAUGGCAUUCCCACCACCCCUCUUACUUCUGACACAACCACAGCACUGUUAUCCUCCAUUUUAACAGUAAAACCUUCAGGCGAGGGAGUGAAAAUUAAGCAAGAACCUGUGGACAGUGGUUGUUUAUCCAAUUCAUGCGGCCAUGAAAACCAAGAAGCAAUGGAAGACUACUCAUUGCCCUCUUCAUGUAACCCAAGCCCUCGCUCAAACAGUAUGGAUGAUGAUAUGACUGAUUGAGCUGGCAAAUAUUCUCUCUGCAAUAAAUGGACAUGCUUAUCUGAAAUGCAAAGGGCAGAAGGUCAGCACGCCUGUGUUUUAUUAUAUGACCUCUUUCUUAAGGCCUUGAGGAGUUCAGAAAGUUGUCGAGACGGUUCUUUAGCAAGAAGAUAUAACAUCAUGCAGCCCUGCAGAUGUCCGAGAUAAAGAUAUGCAAGUGUGAUCCAAUUGAACAUCAUCCCAGUAGCUACGGUAUCAGUUAGCAACAAAUUAGUCCAAGAUGUUGACAAGUAACCACAAGAUGUCGCUGAGAAGAGAACUUAAGUAUCUUAAGGACAUCUCUAUCUUUACAGCCACUUGAUAGUCUUGGUGUCUAUACUAAAGCUUCAGCAGCAGAUUAGUCCAAGAUGUUGACAAGUAUCCACAAGAUGUCACUGAGAAGAGAACUUAGUAUUCUUAAGGACAUCUCUAUCUUUACAGCCACUUGAUAUUCUUGGUGUGUCUAUACUAAAGCUUUGUCCAUUGCUAGGCAGGAAGGGGAGGGGGGGGAGAAGGCUUUCAGUGAGUUCGGCAGAGUGGUCCUAUUAAAUACAUGGACCUCUUUGGACCAUUUCAUGGGCCAUCCUUGGCUUGUAAAAUUCUUGGGGCUAAUUUUGAUGAAACCUUGUUAUUUGCAACUUAUGUGGUGGUGAUUAAAUUGCUUAUUCUUUUCAUUUCCUGUGCACUGGAAACAAAAGGUAGCAGACUUCUGAAAAUGUUUUAAAACAGGACAGUAGUGCCAGACUUGUACUUUUGGUCUGAUAUUCAGGCAAUAAUGUUUGUGAUACAUGUUAGCCACCUGCAACUAAAUGGUACCAUCAAAAUUUUCCCUGAGAAUUUUGCAUAUUUAUGUUUGAAAUAAUUGACAUCACUUCAUUAUGUUACUUACUGGUUACCCGCACCAUCACAAGGCAGGGCUCUUAUGUGUGUUUCUGUGUUCAGUAAUGAUCAAACUUAAAAUUCUCCAACAUACAUUCAUAAUAAAAUUAUAUGAAGGAAAAAAAAGUAGUCUUACUGUGAAGCAGUUGUCAGAGUUUCACAUCCAAAAAAAAUUUUCUUAAGAUGCUUAAACAUGUUAGUGAAUGGCAGUGUUUUGAAGGUCCAUUUUAAUUCAUGUCGUUUUAUCUUGCAUAUAUUCAGUAUUUUAGCUGGGAUUUUUUUGUUUACUUACAUAUUUAGAACAAGGAAUUAGUUUUUCAAAGCUCUAGAUUGUUGACCCAGAAGUUCCAGUUGCAGUGAACAAUUUCCUACUUUAAAUUCUCACAACAUUUUUGUAGAUAAUUCCUUGAAUGAUGACCAAUUAAAAUCAGCUGGUUUUCGA
Pocillopora verrucosa is the source of this 2856-nucleotide messenger RNA. Its product is annotated as microphthalmia-associated transcription factor-like. Gene Ontology annotation, biological process: regulation of transcription by RNA polymerase II. NCBI's taxonomy places the organism in Eukaryota, Metazoa, Cnidaria, Anthozoa, Scleractinia, Pocilloporidae. The record is from RefSeq and is a predicted model, not a curated record. Gene Ontology annotation, molecular function: DNA-binding transcription factor activity, RNA polymerase II-specific; protein dimerization activity; RNA polymerase II cis-regulatory region sequence-specific DNA binding. Gene Ontology annotation, cellular component: nucleus.